UACGCAUCUGCGCAUGCGCAGCUUUUCUCUCCACACAGUUGGGAAGGGCAGCGAUGACUCCGGCCUUGACCAGCCGGGAAGUGAAUACAAAUUUUUUGGAUAUCAAUAUUCCUUCCGUAUUUCUUACUUCAAGAUGAUGCAUUUCCUGUUGCUGUUCAGUCGUCAGGGGAAGUUACGGCUGCAGAAAUGGUUCCUGCCCCUCCCGGAAAGAGAGAGGAAGAAGAUUGUGAAGGACAUGACCACUAUGGUGUUGGCACGGAAACCACGCACAUGCAACUUCCUGCACUGGAAGGAUCUAAAGGUUGUCUAUAAGAGGUACGCAAGUCUUUAUUUCUGCUGCGCUUUGGAGGACCAGGAUAAUGAACUUAUGGCUUUAGAGACUCUGCACCGUUAUGUGGAGCUACUUGACAAAUACUUUGGAAAUGUGUGUGAGCUGGACAUCAUCUUUAACUUUGAGAAAGCUUAUUUCAUCCUGGAUGAGUUUCUGAUGGGUGGAGAGAUUCAGGAGACGUCCAAACAGUCCUGUUGCCAGGUCUAUAGAGGCCUCUGAUAUGCUACAAGAGACAAUGGAAGAAUACAUG
Molecule: messenger RNA, 581 nt
Organism: Carassius auratus (goldfish)
Lineage: Eukaryota; Metazoa; Chordata; Actinopteri; Cypriniformes; Cyprinidae
Product: AP-1 complex subunit sigma-2-like
Exons: 5
Coding region: 14-550 (178 amino acids)
Biological process (GO): vesicle-mediated transport; intracellular protein transport
Cellular component (GO): membrane coat; AP-1 adaptor complex
Molecular function (GO): clathrin-cargo adaptor activity
Source: RefSeq, a predicted model, not a curated record